AUGUGGUCGUCAUCCAUCGUUCGCCGUGUCGUGCUCACCUUGGCCCUUUACACCCUUCUCCCUUGCUGGCGGGCUUACCCGGAUGUCGCUGCUCAAGCCAGUGGUAAAGCGAUGCUCGUCGAUGGAACAUCAGCUUCAUCCAGCUGUGUUGGAUCCUUGAACAUCUUCUCGCUGUAUAGGACGUUUGUAGUGUUUUUUUUUAAAAAGUCAAUAAGCUUGAAUUUAGAACAUGACUAUCCACAAGCCUCAAAAGGAAACUACCAUGUUCGCGAGCUCCCGGCAGUUGCCGGUAUCGUAGCUUUGUUAAACGAUGCUAGGUUGAAGAACAGCCAGCCUCCUCUCGGUUUCGUGAAUCCGUUACUCUAUAGCAAAGGUGGUGUUGGCUUCAACGGUAUUAUAACAGGAAACAACCCCGGUUGUGGAACUCCAGGUUUCAAUAUGAGUGCCGAUACACGAAUGGAUAAUGACCGAUACUAA
Marasmius oreades (fairy-ring Marasmius) is the source of this 477-nucleotide messenger RNA. RefSeq lists its product as uncharacterized. Gene Ontology annotation, molecular function: tripeptidyl-peptidase activity; serine-type endopeptidase activity. The transcript has 2 exons. Bases 1 to 477 code for a protein of 158 amino acids. NCBI's taxonomy places the organism in Eukaryota, Fungi, Basidiomycota, Agaricomycetes, Agaricales, Marasmiaceae. The record is from RefSeq and is a predicted model, not a curated record. Gene Ontology annotation, biological process: proteolysis.